GCUGGAAGCAGACCUACGCUGGGCCAGAUGCUGCAAGGGAGGCGUCCUUGGGGGUCAAUCCCCAGGUCUGGGUGUCUUCCUCCUGGGAGAUUACUCAGCCUGAGCCCGGGAGCCAUGGAGGCCGCUCUGCUCCUGAACGUGGAGGGGGUCAAGAAAACCAUCCUGCACGGAGGGACUGGGGAGCUCCCAAACUUCAUCACGGGGUCCCGGGUGAUCUUUCAUUUCCGCACCACGAAAUGCGACGAGGAGCGGACGGUGAUCGACGACAGCAAGCGCGUGGGCCACCCCAUGCACAUCAUCAUCGGGAACAUGUUCAAGCUGGAGGUCUGGGAAGUGCUGCUGACAUCCAUGCGGGUUGGUGAGGUGGCCGAGUUCUGGUGUGACACCAUCCACACAGGGGUCUACCCCAUCCUGUCCCGGAGCCUGCGGCAGGUGGCGGAGGGCAAGGACCCCACGGAGUGGCACGUACACACGUGCGGGCUGGCCAACAUGUUCGCCUACCACACGCUGGGCUACGAGGACCUGGAUGAGCUACAGAAGGAGCCACAGCCUCUGAUCUUCGUGAUAGAGCUGCUGCAGGUGGAGGCCCCGAGCGAGUACCAGCGGGAGACGUGGAGCCUGAACAACCAGGAGAAGAUGCAGGCGGUGCCCAUCCUCCACGGAGAAGGGAACCGGCUCUUCAAGCUGGGCCGCUACGACGAAGCCUCCAGCAAGUACCAGGAGGCCAUCGUCUGCCUGAGGAACCUGCAGACCAAGGAGAAGCCCUGGGAGGUGCAGUGGCUGAAGCUGGAGAAGAUGGUCAACACCCUGAUCCUCAACUACUGCCAGUGUCUGCUCAAGAAGGAGGAGUACUACGAGGUGCUGGAGCACACGAGCGACAUCCUGCGGCUCCACCCAGGGAUCCUGAAGGCCUACUACGUGCGGGCCCGGGCUCACGCGGAGGUGUGGAAUGAGGCGGAGGCCAGAGCGGACCUUCAGAAGGUGCUGGAGCUGGAGCCGUCCAUGGGGAAGGCGGUGCGCAGGGAGCUGAGGCUUUUGGAAAACCGCCUGGAGGAGAAGCGGGAGGAAGAGCGGCUGCGCUGCCGGAACAUGCUGGGCUAGGGCGCGGAGCGGGCCUCCCCGGCCU
Molecule: messenger RNA, 1126 nt
Organism: Lontra canadensis (Northern American river otter)
Lineage: Eukaryota; Metazoa; Chordata; Mammalia; Carnivora; Mustelidae
Gene: AIPL1
Product: aryl hydrocarbon receptor interacting protein like 1
Exons: 7
Coding region: 28-1101 (357 amino acids)
Molecular function (GO): protein binding; peptidyl-prolyl cis-trans isomerase activity
Source: RefSeq, a predicted model, not a curated record